Molecule: messenger RNA, 1980 nt
Organism: Oncorhynchus tshawytscha (Chinook salmon)
Lineage: Eukaryota; Metazoa; Chordata; Actinopteri; Salmoniformes; Salmonidae
Gene: tm4sf5
Product: transmembrane 4 L six family member 5
Exons: 6
Coding region: 385-993 (202 amino acids)
Cellular component (GO): membrane
Source: RefSeq, a predicted model, not a curated record
UAUCAAAGGGCAAUUCUAGAAUUGACUCCUGAUUUAGUUCUGUUCUGUUUAGUUCCAUUCCACAGGCCGGCAAGGGACCUGUGUUCCGCUUCCAGGGGUCUACACGGAGAACUGAAGGGCUGAAGAGAAAGAGACGAUUUAUUGUCCAGCACAGUGGAAUAUACUGGACACAGUGGCUCCUGAGACCAACAACAGCCCUGUCAUCUCAGCCUCUUCUUCCCUUCUUCCUCCUGCUGUGUGUCUGUCUUGAUCGUGAAGUCUUUUCCCCUCCUCUUUUCUAUCUACCAUCUCUUCUUCAGUCUGGGUCUACUCUCCACUGUCUCGGUCUCUGUCAUACCCUACCUGCAGUAUCACUGAGCUACCUGGUGACGGAGUAAAGACAGUAUGUGUUGCACUGGGAAGUGUUCUCGCCUGGUGGGCCUGAUCCUGUUGCCCUCGGCGUUCGCCUGCAUCAUCUCCAACAUCCUCCUGUUCUUCCCCGACGGAAAGCAGCAGGACAGCAGUCAUGUCUCCCUGCAGGUCUGGCUCAUGGGCGGCCUCAUCGGAGGGGGAAUAUUUAUGCUGUGCCCCAGCUGUUCGGCUAUCAGGGCCGGGGGCAAGGGUUGCUGUGGAAAUGGUUGCUGCGGAAACCGUUGCAGAAUGCUGAACUCUGUCUUCUCGGCUGCUUUUGGUUUGGUCGGAGCUAUCUACUGCACUAGUGUCUCUUCUGCGGGACUGGCCAUUGGACCUAAAUGUCAGAUUGAUAGUGGAGAAUGGAAAUAUCCCUUUGAGGACCUACCAGGUGGGAACAGCAGUUACCUGUUUGACCACUCUCUGUGGGACCUGUGUGUGAUCCCUGCCAAUGCGGCCCUGUGGCACCUGGUCCUCUUCUCCAUCACGCUGGGCCUGGGGGGCCUGCAACUCAUCCUCUGUGGCAUCCAGGUGGUCAACGGCUGCAUCGGCUGCUUCUGUGGGGACUGCCGUGAUGACAAGGAGGAUGAUGGUGGAUUGUGAGAUGGAGAGAGAGAAGAAGUAGAGAAGACUGCCCUGCAAUGCCACAGCCUAUUUUAAUGACGACUAGUGCUGAGCGAUUAGUGCUUUUUCAGGUCGGUUUAGUUUCGGUUCGAUUAUAAAAAAAUUAUCACGGUUUUUGAUUUUGCGUUCGAUUAUAUAAUACACUAUACGUUAUGUGUGUUGAAGGCUGUAACAACACAGAAUAAAACAUUUAAUACAAGUCCCAUGGUGGUAGUGACGGUCCUUUACUGCGUAUUACUUAUUAACCAUCAUUUAUUCACAUUACUUUACUUUAUGACUUCAUUAUUUCAUUCCAAGUCAGUUCAGUUCAGGCUUGAUCUGAUUUAAUCUCUACAGAAACUGCACAUUGAGCUCACAGAAAAGAACCGAACUAAAUGGAAUUCAAAUCAUGUAACCGACGUCUUUCAAUAAGUUGUUUUAAAAAAACAAAAAAUAACCAACAUUUCGGUUAAUCGCUCAGUACUACUGAUGACAUGCUUGCUGUUUGGGGUUUUAGGCUGGGUUUCUGUACAGCACUUUGAGAUAUCAGCUGAUGUACGAAGGGCUAUAUAAAUAAAUUUGAUUUGAUGACAUACCAGCACCAGGACUGCCAAUCACUUACUACACAACUUUUUUUUAAAGUGCCUAUCUGCCAGGAGCUUUCCCUUUUGUGUUUGAAGCAUAUUGUCUACUUUUAAUAUGUUAAAAUCAUGCCAGUGUGCCAUAUCAAUCAUAGUCAUUGUAGUUCUUUAAUCUCAAAACUGCCAUGUUAUAGUUGUAACCCUUGCUUCUGUUUCAUGUGUUGCCCAUGGAAACAUCAUACAGUACGUGAUCUGAGGAUUCCUCAGGAGUUUCUCAAGUUAUUUUCCAUUCUUUAUUUAAUUUAUUUUAAGCAACCAUUUCUUUAACAUGAUCUUUUGUAUAUUUUUUUGUAUAAUCACAUACCUCAAAACAAUACAAAUAAGCAAUAAAACUUUUGGGAAAUUA